Molecule: messenger RNA, 970 nt
Organism: Habropoda laboriosa
Lineage: Eukaryota; Metazoa; Arthropoda; Insecta; Hymenoptera; Apidae
Exons: 2
Coding region: 481-864 (127 amino acids)
Source: RefSeq, a predicted model, not a curated record
GAUGUGAUCGUUGUCUGAUGAUCGAAUUCGAAGAAAUUCAGCUAGGAUGGUCGGCAAAAUGUUCCCGAGAAAUCGGAAAGAAACACGUUCCCUGUGCCUGAAUAACUACGAUGCACGCGGGAAAUGACAGAGAUGAUCGUGAAUUUCUAAAUAGGAUGAAAAUCCGAAAAAGGAGGCAAAGUUGCGACGGGGCGAAGCACGUCGGCCGAACCAUCAGAUACUGAUCGCGAGGACGCGUUGUGCCAGUCUUUGACGUUUGCCGCGAUGAUUUGCAAAGCAUUGUGGAAAAGACAAGAACGAAGAAAAAGAAGGAGAGAUAGAAGAAAGAGGAGGGGAUGGAAGAGAGAGGGCGAGCGUGUGGAAGAAGGAGGAAGGUAAGUUAGACGGGACUACGAGAGGGAGAUUGGUGAAGAAAGAGGAGCGGUAGAGGAUGGAUGAGGAGAAGCUUUCCGGUUGAAGGGGUAAGCGGGAGAGUACCGUAUGGCGGUACGUGUGGGGAAACGAAAAGCUUGGGGUAGAGUUGUGGUAAGGUGGCUGCGAGAAUGGGGUGGCGGCGGAGAACACGAAACUGGCAGCAAAGAGGACGAGGAGCUACAGAAGGAGAAUGUGGUGAUAGAGCUGGUGGUGACUGCGAUAAUAGUGCCGGUAGUGGUGAUGGUUAUGGUUAUGGUUAUGGUGGUGACGGAGGCGAUGGCGAUGGCGAUGGUGAUGGCGAUGGUGAUGGCAAUGGCAAUGGCGAUUGCAAAGGAGAUAGCGAUGGCGACGGCGGAGGUGGCGGUGAUGGUGGCUUUGGUGGCAAUGAUGGAGGUGGCGACGGAGAAAGAGAAGGAGAAGGUGAUAGAGAAAGAGGAGGUAGGUAGAUAGGAGGUAGGUAGGGGCUAGUCUAUGGUAGCGGGUGCAUCAUGGUUCGGCCCCUACAUACGAAUAUGUAAGAUACUACAUACACAAGAGAACAGGCGUCAAGAGUGUA